CCGGAAGUGGAGCUGUGUAGCCCGGUGUUCCCGGAGGAGUGGCUGUGUCGCCGCAGCUGGAAGGAUCCGGGCUCUGGCGUUGCGGCGCCCGCCUUCGCCACGCUCAGGUGGAAGCCACUCAUUCUUCGUCUACCCUCUUUUCAGUAUCUGGCACCAAUUCUGGCCCAGUCAUUUGUGAUCCAUGGCUCUUGUGAUAUGCCGAAGAUUUCCAGGCAGUUUCUGUGGAACACCUUCCCGUCCAGCUCUAAUCAAGAAAUUGCCUGGUCAAACCUGUAAGGACUGUGUUCUGAUUGCCAAAAAGAUCAGUGCUCAAACCAGAAUGGCAGCCACACUCAAGUUAAAACCUUUAGGACAUCAAGCAUUUUACAGUCCUUUUGUCUGCAAUACAACCCAAAGUAUGGCAUGUCGGCAUGUGGGAAGCAGCACAAGGCACUGGGGACAGGACCCCGCAGGUGGUAGCCCUUGCCAUCCUGCCAAAAAAGUUAAGAACAUUUGUAGCACUUCUUCCUCUCAGGGGAUCCUCGCAACCAGCAAUGCCCUUCGGGGUCUGGAAUUCAGCAAAGGUUCUGCUUCUAAAGCCAGCACAUUACAGCCAGGCUCAUCCAGGACCAGGAGAGCUGAUGAAGAGGAUGUAGAAGCUUUUGAUUCUCUUGAAUGCCCCCGAGUUUUCCUGCAGCUAAGACCAGAAUACCAGCUUCAUAGCUAUAACAGAUGUGAAACUCGUCAGCCCUUGUCUGUUGCAGAAGGUGAAUUAAUUUUGCACAAAGUCACAGUUUAUCAAAAUGAUCUCCAGCCUCAAAUCAUUGUAGAAUAUUUCUGUAAAUUGAGCUCUUUGCCUGUAGAACAGCAUCCUGUUUUGCUAUCUAGUUCCAGCUUUGCUUUGCUCUGCCAGUUGAGUAUAAAAAACAUAAAGCUCUUUGAUACCCCAGAUCUGAUCAAUAUUCUGAGAGCUUUUGUCAAUUUAGGAAUCUCUCACUCCCAUUCAAUGCUAGGUGUGUAUGAAACCAGAUUUUGCCAUCAGGUCUGGGAGAUGAGCCUAGAUCAACUUCUCUUGGUGGCUGAUCUGUGGCGAUACUUAGGCCGCAAAGUGCCUCGAUUUUUAAAAAUCUUUUUUAGUUACCUUAAUUUGCACUGGAAAGAACUAUCCUUAUCCCAGCUGAUUCACUUAAUUUAUAUUAUAGGUGAAAGUCGUCAGGUACCCCCGGACCUAAUGCAAAAACUGGAAUCGUUGAUCCUUAAGUACAUAGAUUUGAUCAAUUUAGAGGAGAUUGGUGCUAUCUGUUUGGGGUUCUUUAAAUCAAGUAGUAGUCUCUCUGAAUUUGUCAUGAGGAAAUUUGGAGACUUAGUUUGUACUGACAUGCAUCAUCUGAGUAGUCACGCCUUAGUGAAUAUUCUUAAAAUGUUCCGUUUCACCCAUGUGGAUCAUGUAAAUUUCAUGAAGCAGUUUGGAGAGGUCGCUCCUCAGCGAAUUCCUUCCCUGGGAGUUCAAGGAGUCAUGCACCUGACUCUUGCCUGCUCAGCUUUACGCAUCUUGGAUGAAGGUGUAAUGAAUGCCGUAGCUGCUUCGUUGCCUCCUAGGGUAGCACACUGUCGAAGUAAAGAUGUUGCCAAGAUUUUGUGGUCAUUUGGAACUCUGAACUAUAAGCCACCCAACACAGAGGAAUUUUAUUCCAGCCUGAUAAAUGAGAUUCACAGAAAAAUGCCAGAAUUUAAGCAGUACCCUGAACACCUGCUCACCUGCCUGCUGGGCCUGGCAUUUUCUGAGUAUUUUCCAGUAGAGUUCAUCGAUUUUGCUUUAAGUCCAGGGUUUGUCAGGUUAGCUCAGGAGAGCAGCAAGUUUGAACUUACUAAAGAACUGUGUACUCUUGAUGGUACAGUUGGCAUUGAAUGCCCACAUUACAAAGGUCAUCGUCUUAGUUCUCACCUUCAGCAAGAGGCAUGUGAAAUGCUGUGGAAUUUAGCAAGAAAGGAUAUGAAUUCAAAGCCUGAAUUUCUGGAAACUCUCUCUUUACUUGAAACCAUGUUGGGUGGACCCCAAUAUGUCAAACAUCAUAUGAUUUUACCUCAUACCAGAUCUUCUGACUUAGAGGUCCAGCUUGAUGUUAACAUGAAGCCAUUACCAUUCAACAGAGAAGCCAUACCAACUGAAGAUGGAGCCAAAUUAAGGCUUAAACAUGUGGGAGUCAGCCUUACAGAUGAUUUGUUAAAUCAGUUACUAAAUGGGAAAGCAAGAGGGCAUUUUCAGAGGCAGGUUGAGUCAGAGACUGGGCAGCAGCACAUAGAGUUAGAGAAAAAGGCAGCCAUACCCUUGGGAGACACUCUUUGCAAUGGGACAGAUAAAUCGGGGACCAUGGAGAGGGCUGGCCUGUACCCCCAAGCCUGCAUGCAGGCCCCACAAGUGAAGCUGGCUAUUCAGUUGACAAACAAGAAUCAGUUUUGCUAUGGUACUAGGAAUCUGCUUGGACUGCACAACAUGAAGAGGCGACAGCUGGUUCAGCUUGGGUACCGUGUGGUAGAGUUAUCCCACUGGGAAUGGCUCCCACUACUGAAACGAACUCGCUUAGAAAAGCUGGCCUUCCUCCAUGAAAAAGUAUUCACCUCUGCUAUCUGAAAGGCCUUCGGGGACAGUUGUAUUCAUAAAAGCUGUUAAGUGUAUGCGGGUACUUCAAAAAGUUGGUGGAAAAAUCGAUUUAAAGUAUAUUUUGGUGCAAAACAUUUUUGAAAUCCAUGGGUAGUUUUUCAUAAUAUGCAUUUUCCAUGAACUUCUUGAAGAUAACCUUGUACACUGUACUGGGUAUUGUAAAAUAAAUAUAAAAGCCAGAAUAUAAGGUUGGAAAUAAAAUAAUCUUUGGGGGAGAGUUAGUUUAGCUCUUGUGGCAGCUUGGAGUGAAUGUGUUACUGUGAAUUGUAACCUGGUCUGAUUGUACAGGUUGCUAGUAAUUUGUGCAUAUUACUCAUAGUAAAUAAUAAACACCUUGAAAUGUGUUAUGGUCAA
Tupaia belangeri chinensis (Chinese tree shrew) is the source of this 2995-nucleotide messenger RNA. It is a transcript of the gene FASTKD5, whose product is annotated as FAST kinase domains 5. Lineage: Eukaryota; Metazoa; Chordata; Mammalia; Scandentia; Tupaiidae. Gene Ontology annotation, molecular function: RNA binding. Bases 182 to 2611 code for a protein of 809 amino acids. Gene Ontology annotation, biological process: regulation of mitochondrial mRNA stability; mitochondrial RNA processing. The record is from RefSeq and is a predicted model, not a curated record. Gene Ontology annotation, cellular component: ribonucleoprotein granule; mitochondrial matrix. The transcript is spliced from 2 exons.